Molecule: messenger RNA, 423 nt
Organism: Caenorhabditis bovis
Lineage: Eukaryota; Metazoa; Nematoda; Chromadorea; Rhabditida; Rhabditidae
Source: the annotation of a GenBank genome assembly
AUGAAAUUGCAACAAAUUGAAAGAGAAAGCGUGACGAAUGAUGAUCUACGCAUUUCGCUUUGCGAAACCGCAAAAAACUCGAGUGUAACAACGGCGAUAACCCAGAUAAACAUGAACGCGCAAUUAAAUGAGGUUCAUAAGCCGGUUGAAGACGCCGUCGCUGAAAAUAUUAUAAUCAAUCCAAAAAAGGCGAAAUUCGCUGGAAAUAUUGACAAUAAAAUGAAAGCGAAGAAAGUUAGCAGUCAAUUGGAUGAUGAAUUACGAAAAGCAAUGGAAGAAAAAGCAUCGAAUACAAAUAUACCAGCGAAUAAUAAGAGAUUAAGGGUCAAAAUCAAAGAAUCUAAAUGCAAAGUUUAUGCAACGAACGACGAAUCGACCGAGGAGGAGCAAAGUGUUAAUGAAAAACGAAAAGUUUCUACUUAG